This is a messenger RNA of Thermochaetoides thermophila DSM 1495, 342 nucleotides long. RefSeq lists its product as uncharacterized. Lineage: Eukaryota; Fungi; Ascomycota; Sordariomycetes; Sordariales; Chaetomiaceae. The transcript is spliced from 2 exons. The record is from RefSeq and is a predicted model, not a curated record. The coding region runs from base 1 to 342 and encodes 113 amino acids.
AUGCCAAUUGCCCCCAACUCCCUGGAUGCCCCGAUCCUUAUGAUAGUGAUUCUCACCGUCAUCUGUGUCGUCAUUCUCUACGCCAUGGGCAUCUGGCUCCUGGUGCACCGCCUGCGGGGUACCGAUCCAGAGCUGCCGCGCUUGCUCCUUCUUCGCCGCAGCAGCGACGAGGAGCAAGGCCAACUCUACGAUUUUGGCGACCUCAUCAGCAUGAUGCUCGCCCGCCAUCGUGGGCGCCGGGAGAGGCAGUUUCAGGCCCAGCUGCGCGCCGCGGGUCGAAGGGUUGGAGAGUUUGGGCCGAACGAGACGACACCGCUUUUGUCUGAUCAGCGGCGGCAUUAG